Molecule: messenger RNA, 462 nt
Organism: Effrenium voratum
Lineage: Eukaryota; Dinophyceae; Suessiales; Symbiodiniaceae
Source: the annotation of a GenBank genome assembly
AUGGGCGGAAGUGCCAGCAGCGCCGUGGGCCCGGGGGCAGAGGCCGCCGCACUGGCGGGUGCCUGCUACUCCAGACCCGCGGGCGCUCCGCAGCUGGGGUACGGCACUGCGGGCUUUCGAACCGUGGCUGAUGUGCUAGAUCCCGUGCUCUACCGCAUGGGCCUGGUGGCUGCCCUGCGGUCCAAGGCUCUGGGCAAGCGUGUGGGCGUGAUGAUCACUGCUUCCCACAACCCGGAGAGGGACAACGGUGUGAAGUUGGUGGAGCCCUUGGGGGAGAUGCUGCUGCAGGAAUGGGAGGUCUAUGCGACCCGCCUGGCCAACACCCCGGACGCAGACCUGGGGACAGUGCUGGAGGAGAUCGCUUCGUCUCUAGGCGCGGAGUGGAGCGAAAACGAGCGCACAAUGCACCUUUUCCUGGUCGUUUGGUUUUACGUCUUCGCCCUUGAACGAAAUGAGGAGUAA